CGCGGACCCGCUUGUUUAUUGCUUUCGCGUUCGCAUUUUUCAACGGGGUGGUACGGUGUCAGUGCGUCCGGACCGUACAGAAGACCGGCAUAAAGUAAAAGGUCGAAGGUUCCCGUGUCAACUGAAUUGGAAACUGUUUUGCGAGUCCGGUGAAUAUACGUAUUUGUUGUUGAGGAGACGUCGACCGACAUGUUUGUCGAGGAGAAAGCGGAUAUGGAUGGCGUGGGCUUCACACUGGCCCUGGGGGCGCUCAAAGCUCUGGCCCUCAUCUACGAUAUCGUCACGUUCCCCGUUUACCUGAUCCUCCAGAGACCGUGGGUGGUUCGCCAAUUGUCAAGGAAGAUACAGGGAGUUCUGGUUGCCGUUGAGGCCAACAGUCCAAAUAAUGACGUAAGCAUUGAUAUUAGUGGAAACGAUACUAACAUACCUAGUGAAACGCCGUCUAAAAACCAUAAGGCGAAACAAAUCACGAACGAUGCGAAGAGCAUCACCUACACCUCCACCAGCGAGCCGGGCAAACACCACGUCGCCCUGGUGCGCGAGAACAUCGACACCAUGGCCAAAAUGUUCGAGUACGUAGCCCGCACCUACCCGAACAAACGGUGUCUGGGUACCAGAGAGAUCCUCGGCGAAGAGGAUGAGAAACAACCCAACGGUCGUGUGUUCAAAAAGUACAACAUGGGUGACUACAAGUGGAAGACGUUCUCCGAAGUCAACAACCUGGCCACCAACUUCGGCAAAGGCUUAAGAGAGAUCGGCAACAAACCCGGCGAAAACAUUGUAAUCUUUGCCGAAACCAGAGCCGAAUGGAUGAUCGCCGCCCACGGUCUGUUCAAACAGAGCAUCCCCUUGGUGACGAUCUACGCCACUCUCGGAGACGACGCCAUCGCCCACGGCAUCAACGAAACGGAAGUCACCACGGUGAUCACCAGCUUCGAUUUGAUGCCCAAGUUCAAGAACAUCCUCAAGCUCACCCCCAAAGUUAAGACCCUCGUGUACAUGGAAGACCAGCUCAAAUCUUUAGACCCCAAUGGUUACAAAGAAGGCGUAGAAAUCAUUAAGUUCUCGGAAGUGUUGACCAAGGGUGCCAAAUCCGAAAUCGACUCCAGACCACCAGGACCAGAAGACCCGGCCAUUAUUAUGUACACGAGUGGCUCCACGGGUGUGCCAAAGGGCGUUAUUUUGUUGCACAAGAACUUGAUCACCACUCUGAAAGGUUUCUGCGAUUCCACCGACAUCUACGACACCGACGUGAUGAUUGGCUUCCUCCCUUUGGCUCACGUGUUCGAAUUACUGGUUGAGAGCGUUUGUCUUUUAACCGGUGUGCCCAUCGGCUACUCAAGCGCCCUCACUAUGUUGGAUUCCAGUAACAAGAUCAAAAAGGGUACCAAAGGUGACGCCACAGUUUUGCACCCCACUUGUAUGACCAGUGUACCCUUAAUUUUGGACAGGAUCUCGAAGAACAUCCAGGAAAAAGUGAGCAAGGGUGGCGCCAUGAAAAAGAUCGUCUUCAAAUUCGCCUACGAUUACAAAAUCAAGUGGACGAGACGCGGCUACUCAACACCCUUAAUCGACCGAGUCAUAUUCAAGCCAGUUAGACAAUUGAUGGGCGGAAGAAUGCGACUGGUGAUUUCGGGAGGUGCACCUCUAUCUCCCGAAACGCACGAACAGAUCAACGCGUGUCUUUGCGUCACUAUUGUCCAAGGCUAUGGAUUAACGGAGUCAACGUCUUGUGCAUGUGUCAUGUACUUCCACGACAAGAGUUUCGGUCGUGUCGGUGCUCCAUGCACGAUCUGCGAUAUUAAACUGGUGAACUGGGAAGAGGGCAACUACAGGGUGACCGACAAGCCUUACCCACGCGGAGAAGUGUUGAUCGGCGGCGAUAACAUUAGUGCUGGUUACUAUAAAUUGCCCGACAAGACCAACGAAGACUUCUUCGAUGAGGGUGGCAAACGGUGGUUCAAAACUGGUGACAUUGUCGAGGUUCACAACGAUGGCGUCGUCAAAAUCAUCGACCGCAAGAAGGAUUUGGUGAAGCUGCAGGCCGGCGAAUACGUGUCCUUGGGCAAAGUCGAGGCACAACUGAAGACUUGCCCGUUGGUCGAUAACAUCUGCGUCUACGGCGAAUCGUCGAAACACUACUGCGUCGCCUUGAUCGUUCCGAACCAACAACAACUGAGAGACUUGGCCACCAAGAAAGGACUGCCGGAAGAUCUGUCGUUCGAGGAAUUGUGUCAAUUGCCCCAAAUGGAGAAGGCUGUUAUUGAAGAACUGAACGACCACGGAAAGAAAGGUAAAUUGGAGAAAUUUGAGCUUCCCGCCGCCGUCAAACUCGUGACAGAAGUCUGGUCUCCCGACAUGGGACUCGUAACGGCCGCCUUCAAACUCAAACGAAAAGACAUCCAGGAACGUUACCAGCACGAGAUCAACAGGAUGUACGCCUCUUGAAACAGGAAUUAAACGUUCUGAAAUGUUUUUAAAUGUCAACAUAAGCAAGCGAAAACGUGCAUUCAAACGUCUUUAUAAUCUUAUAUGUGUUUCCUCCUUGUUGCACGCCUAUAAAAAACGCGACAGCUAAAAUUGCACUAGGUUUAGUUUAAUGCGCGGUGGAUUUUCAUUUUGUAAUAUAUCGUUUUUUUGUAUAUUUCGUAGUGUAAAAUAUGUUUUAAUUUGCGUUUUUUGAUUUUAAUAUGUAUCUAGCGAAAUUUUUUAUGUUAUAUACACACGUAUUUUUGUACAUAAUGUUUAAUUGUAUAUAAAUGCAUUUUCAUUCAAUUGCUUAUGCCUUGUUUUGUAGUUUCAAUUUUACGAAACUAUGCAAUACAAAAUGUUCUAGUUUUGUAUGUUGUUUGAGAUUAUGAACAGAAAUGCAAUUUGGCCAAUAAGAAACUGCAUUUUCUCUUAACGAAUCCUUUGUUAUUAUUAUUAUUCUUGUUGUUAUUAUUUUAAAAUUAACUACGCCCUAAAGACUGUAAAUAAUGUAAUUUUAUUGAGGAAUUACUUGUCAAGUCGGUCCAACCACUCAAGCUUAGGAUUUUUCGGACAAGUAAACGAUUGUGUAAAUUUGCAAAAAUGUACAUAAAUUUAGUACAACAAUUACUAUUAGAUUAAAUUAAUUGUUUAUAUUAGAGAAACAUGGUGCUGAAAGAUAAUUUUUUCAUAGGAUCAAUCUCCAUUUAUCCUUGAAAAAACCGUUCGAGAGAAAAAUCGUUUGAGCAUUAUAUUCAUGUUUUUUUUUUUUCAUUGAAUUAUUGUGAACUGAAUCCUUUACAAACUUAAGAUUUAUUUGGAGUAGUGUAGAAACGGGUUGGACAAUUUUUUAGGAUUACAUAACAUCACAAUUCUCCUUAUCAUAGCGUAAUUUAGAAUCUAAAUUUUAGAUUUAUUUUCUUCUGAACAAGAGCCUUUUGAUAAUGUAUUAUUAUUGUAAGAAUAUUUAUUUAAAAUAAUGUGUGAAUGAAAUCCAGUAUGUAUAUUAUGUGCAAUAGAGUAAUAAAUUUACAUAAUUUUAAA
Molecule: messenger RNA, 3513 nt
Organism: Aethina tumida (small hive beetle)
Lineage: Eukaryota; Metazoa; Arthropoda; Insecta; Coleoptera; Nitidulidae
Gene: Acsl
Product: long-chain-fatty-acid--CoA ligase 4
Exons: 10
Coding region: 190-2448 (752 amino acids)
Biological process (GO): long-chain fatty-acyl-CoA metabolic process; neuron differentiation; long-chain fatty acid metabolic process
Cellular component (GO): plasma membrane; endoplasmic reticulum; lipid droplet
Molecular function (GO): palmitoyl-CoA ligase activity
Source: RefSeq, a predicted model, not a curated record